CUGGGACUGUGCUCCAAGCCCCUGUUGCUGCUACACGUCGGUGUAGUCCCCUGCAGCAGUAGCAGUAGAGACAGUAGCAGCCCACUCCUCCUGUCCCAGCUGUACGCUACCAACAUGAAGACUUUCAUUCUAGCUGCUUUGGUCUUCUGUAUUUUCCUCCUGGCACAGGUGCAUGGAAAAACUGUUGAAAAUCGUCAGGAGGUAAAUGAUCAAGACCUGCUGACUCAGAGAAGAAGAAACACUGGUACUGACAAACAUGGCGGGAAAAGUGUUGGUCACGGCAGAAUUGAUGAAGUAAGAACAGGUCACCGAGACCAGAAUGGAGGAAAAUCAGUUCCUUCCAAGAUAAAAAAAGCUGACACUGUUAAGAAAUCGUUAAAACAUCGAACUAAAAAACAGGAAACGAGUUUUCGUACCCAGAAUGGACAAAAGCGUCAUGAUGGGCAGAAGAGGAAAAGUUCUAUCAAAAGGAAAGGAGAAAAACGUCGAGGGAGCAAGAAAGGCAUAAAGAAUAGUGUAGAUCAACCCAGCAGGAGUAAGAAAACAACUAGUCGCACCAAGAGCGGAAAGAAUAAUCGCGGAGGCAAGAAUAAGGAUAAACUCCAACGUGGCAAACAUCGGCGGCAGAAGAAGAAAGAUGGUCGCGUCAAGAAUGGCAAAAAGGUUUUCACUGUCAAGGAGGCUGCUAAGGGACGCGACAAGUCUAAUAAAGAAGUUCCCACUGCCAAAAAGAUCGUUAAGGGACGUAAAGUCACUUCAGAGAAAAAACAAAAGAAGAAAUCAAGAAAAAAUUUAAAAAAGUCAAAACCCAAAAACCGUAAGACAGGCGGCCGUAAACAAAAAAAAAAUAAAAAGACAAUGAAAACAAACUCAAAAAAAACAAAACCCACCAAAAAUCAAAGAAGGAAGCCAGCGUCAAAUAAACAAAAGAAGGUGAUGAAUGGGAAAAGAGCAAAGAAAGUUAAAGGCAUAAAAGUAAAGGGGGAUAAAUACAAAAAGAAGCAAAACAAAACUAAUAAGAUCCAAAUGAAACAUAACAAAAAAACAAAGAAAAACCGUAAAAAAAACAGUAAGGACAAACGCAAGAAACACAAAAAUACCAAGAAGAAUAAACCCAAAGUUAAAAGCAGCAAGAACUCUAAUAAAAACAAUAAAAAGCCCAAGAAAAGUAAAGCCAAGGCGGGUAAGAAAGGUGACGAGCCGGCAGUAAAGGAGGAAGGGAAGCAGUCUGACGGGAGGAAAGGUUAUCCAGCUUCAGGUGAGAGUCAUGGUGGCGAUAUUGACUCUAAAAUAAAGUGCAAACCUCAUAAAAAGUGUACUCAAGCCGGCGGGAAGUGCCAGAAGAAAAAGACCUGCAACACCAAAGUUGCCGGUGUCAAGUGCAAGGGGAAGUCGUGCGAGUGUUGCCUCUCAUCUUGUGCAAUGAGCCCAAAAAAGAAGUGUACGAUAUACAAGGGCGUGUGCAAGAAGAAGUGUGGGUCGACUGAGCGCCAGAUAGCCAAGGGAUGCUCCAAGAAGAAGUGCGUCUGCUGUGCCAAGGCUUGCAAGCCAUUGAGCGCCUGCAAUGUUCUCGGUGGCUACUGUGUCUCCAGUAAGAAGCUCUGUACAGGAUUGAUAAACAAAAAGGGCUGCAAGGGAAACAAAUGUCUCUGCUGUUAUCCAGCUUCGACAACGACCCAAGUGUCAAAUGCAACAACCUCAGGAUCAAAUACAACAACUAUUGCAGCAAACACAACUACUGCAACAAACGCUACAACAACUUCAGCCAACGUGACAACUUUGACAACCAAUGUGACAACUUUGACAACCAAUGUGACAACCACGGCAGUCAACGCAACAACUGCAGCCAACACGACGACUACAGCAGCCAACGCGACAACUACUACAGCCAACACGACAACUACUGCAGCCAACACGACAACUACUGCAGCCAACACGACAACUACUGCAGCCAACACGACAACUACUGCAGCCAACACGACAACUACUGCAGCCAACACGACAACUACAACAGCCAACACGACAACUACAGCAGCCAACACGACUACUGCAGCCAACACUACUAUAGUAAAUACAACAACUACUGUAGUCACCACAACUACAGUGAACAAUACAGCAAUACUGGCUAAUCUCACUUCGCAACUCAACCAGUUACUCGCCACUCUAAACGGUACAACUAAUAUAUUAACAACAUUGCAAGCCCUUCAACUUCAAAUUAGUAAUAUUAUUACCACAAUUACCGCACUACUUGGAGGAGGAGGAGGGAGGAGGAGACGCAGCCCCUCACAAGACAUUCUGGCGACCCAAUAUGUCAUCGACAACACAACAGACGCGUUAACAAGAGGAGACCUUACCACUGCCAUUGGUCUCCUUCCACAGCUAAUUCUGGCGCAGGCCACAUUUGGACAAAUAUUUUCAUGCGCAGUUAGUCGGUCUUUGUCAGUUGAUUCAGGCCUGCUGGCAGUCGCACAGUCUGCUCUAGCCAGCGUUAACAAGGCUAUAUUCGCUGCUAAUGCACAAAGAAGCAUUACGGUCGACCAGAUAAACCCCAUUCAGACACGGAUCAGCCAACUCGGAGGAACCAAUGUGACUGUACCUACCAUCUCGCCCCUGAUAAUCACCCCGGAGUCCUUGGUCAGUUGCCAGUUAACAACCUCAGCACCAAACACAACUACUACUACUCAGAGUACCACAACCGUACAACUCAACACAACUACCAAUGUAAACACUACAACCACCAAUUCAACACUGGCUGCCCUCUAUUCACAGCUCAGUUCAUUGCAAUCCGCCUUAAAUGCCACAGAUAAUGCAAUUACGGCUCUUGCCCAAGUUCAAGCCUUACUUAAAAAUCUUGUAGACGCAAUUAACGCAUCAAUACAUGGACGCAGGAGAAAACGCAGCCCCUCUCAAGUUAUCCAGGGAAUUCAAACUCUAGUCAUCAAAACUAGAGAUGCGAUAACAGCAAGAAACACUGCCACUUUAUCAAUUCUUGAUGAUCAGUUAAAUGCAGCGCAGAAUAUAUUGAUCCUAAUAAUACAGUUGAUUGUAAAUAACUCUUUAACAAUCGAUUCAGACUUUCAAUUAACCGCUCAAUCAUCUGUUACCAUUGUCAAUGAUGUAAUAACCAGUGCGUAUAGAAGUAGAGGCGAUAUUGUCAGUCAAAUCAACUCUGUACAGCAGAACAUCAGCCAGCAAGGGGGAACCACCGUGGCUGUACCCACCGCUCCGCCCACCGUCAUCUUCACAAACCUACCGUUUGUCCCUACUACAGCUAACAUUACUCCGGCCAGCAUAACUACUACAGCCAACAUAACUACUACAGCCAAUAUAACUACUACAACCAACAUAACUACUACAGCCAAUGUAACUACUACGGCCAAUACAACAACUUCUAUUGCCGGCAAUGCAACAUUGGCGAAUCUCACUUCACAGCUUAGCCAACUGCAGAGCGCCUUAAAUGAAACCGACAACGCAAUUACAAGUCUUCAAAACCUUCAGAGUCAGCUAGCUAGACUUGUGGCCGCAAUUAACGCAUCGUUAGGAGGAGGAGGAAGACGAAAACGCAGCGUCCUUGCAAGUCUUCAAAACCUUCAGAGUCAGCAGCUAGACUUGUGGCCGCAAUUAACGCAUCGUUAG
Procambarus clarkii (red swamp crayfish) is the source of this 3636-nucleotide messenger RNA. The record is from RefSeq and is a predicted model, not a curated record. NCBI's taxonomy places the organism in Eukaryota, Metazoa, Arthropoda, Malacostraca, Decapoda, Cambaridae.